Messenger RNA from Thunnus maccoyii (southern bluefin tuna), 1805 nucleotides. It is a transcript of the gene sp8a, whose product is annotated as sp8 transcription factor a. The record is from RefSeq and is a predicted model, not a curated record. Gene Ontology annotation, biological process: regulation of transcription by RNA polymerase II. Gene Ontology annotation, molecular function: DNA-binding transcription factor activity, RNA polymerase II-specific; RNA polymerase II cis-regulatory region sequence-specific DNA binding. The transcript is spliced from 2 exons. Lineage: Eukaryota; Metazoa; Chordata; Actinopteri; Scombriformes; Scombridae. Bases 157 to 1410 code for a protein of 417 amino acids.
UGGUCCUCAGGCUCCCAGCGGCGCUUCAAAGCCACGAAGAAGCUACAACUACCAAAGCAGUUAGAGACGGAGCACAGACUCAUCACAUCGAGACACUGCGAGCACACACACACACAAACACACACACAGUCAGCCGAAGUUAUCACAGUACAGACCAUGGCUGCUACACUGCUAGGGGAGGAGCCCCGGCUGGGCAGCACCCCUCUGGCUAUGCUGGCCGCCACCUGCAGCAGAAUCGGUGAGCCCAGCCCUUCGUGCUCCCCUGCUCUUUCCGAUGGGGCCCCGGGGCUCGUCAGGGGUUUUCACCCAUGGAAACGGAGCGCCCCGGGCACCAGCAGCUUGGGCACCUGCCUCACCUCACUCGAGGUUCCCUCUGGGACCUCCAGGAGUAACGGGACCGGGCUGACAGAGACCUCCAGCGCUUUCUCGGUGACCACCGCCACCUCCCCCUUUGGAAAUGAUUUUUCGAUGUACCAGACCGCUGUUCCAUCAGACACCAGUGUUCCCGAUCCCGCGCACACACAGCGGUCUGUGUUUCUGACCAAAUUUCCCCCCUCAAUGGAAAGCAUAGCGGGGAUAUACCCAAGGAUGCACUCACAUCCCUAUGAGUCAUGGUUCAAGCCUGUGGGGGAGGUUGGUAAUGGGUCUUCUGCCUGGUGGGAUAUGGGUACCAGCUGGGUGGACACCCAGAGCCCGACCGGGUUAUCCUCUCCUCUGAGCGGCUACAGCACUGACUACAGCUCCGCCUUCAGCUCUGGUGCGUCUCAGCAUCUGCUCCCCGCCGCGCAACACCUGUUUGACGGCUUCAGGCCACCUGCCCCGGCCUCCUUCUCAGAGUCCACCACGUCCGGUGCACCUGCGCUGACAGGAGCCCCCGUCGUGUCUCUGCCGGCAUCUUCCCGCUCCUCCUCACGUCGCUACACCGGUAGAGCCACCUGCGACUGCCCCAACUGCCAGGAAGCGGAGAGCCAUGGCCAGGGGGGCACGAGCCCGCGGCGGAGGGGCUUGCACAGCUGCCACAUCCCGGGUUGUGGUAAAGUUUACGGUAAGACUUCCCACCUGAAGGCUCACCUGCGCUGGCACACCGGGGAGAGGCCGUUUGUCUGCAACUGGCUCUUCUGCGGGAAACGGUUCACGCGCUCCGACGAGCUCCAGAGGCAUUUGCGCACGCACACCGGAGAGAAGCGCUUCGAGUGCUCGAUUUGCCACAAACGGUUCAUGCGCUCCGAUCACCUGAGCAAGCACGCGAGGACGCACAGCGCGGAGGGCUCAGAGGACAGCGGGGAACCGGGACUCGGUAAAACCAGCAGCGACACGGACAAUAGCAUCACAGGUAGCCCGAGCCAGUCUCCCGGGCUGCACGUGCGUGAGACUGUCCAGAGCACCAAGGGACAAAGUGCGGUGGAAUAAUUUGCAAAACUAAACGAACAAAGCAACACGUGGGCAUUUGAUCACCAGCCUGUAUGGAGUGUACUUAAAAACUAAAACUGGCACUUUAUGAUGAACUUCAGCUGCGGAUGAACAUUGUGUCCUUACCUCAUCUAUGUUAUUUUAGCCUUCUUUAAAAUACAUUUUUACUCUACAGUUUAUUUGAAGACAUUUGUCUGUGCCUAAUUUAUUCUACGAAAAUUCAUUUUUAUUAAUGGAGUAUUUGUUUUUAUAUAUCUGGGGUUAUUUGUUGAUAUACAUUGAUUCUACCAUUAUGGUUGUAGGUUAUCUUAAAACAUCUUUGGUUGGAACACUAAGUGUUAUAAUUUAUCUUGCUUGUAUCUCACUGACAUCAAUAAAACAGGACAAUUUUGGGA